Agrilus planipennis (emerald ash borer) is the source of this 2681-nucleotide messenger RNA. RefSeq lists its product as uncharacterized. Gene Ontology annotation, cellular component: nucleus. The coding region runs from base 537 to 2549 and encodes 670 amino acids. NCBI's taxonomy places the organism in Eukaryota, Metazoa, Arthropoda, Insecta, Coleoptera, Buprestidae. Gene Ontology annotation, biological process: regulation of transcription by RNA polymerase II. The transcript has 5 exons. The record is from RefSeq and is a predicted model, not a curated record. Gene Ontology annotation, molecular function: protein binding; DNA binding.
AGUUUGACCAUUGAGUACCUAAUAUAAUCUUAAUAAAAUUGACAAAAAAGAUCUAAUGUAUUUUAAUUACUUUUACGAAAAUUGUUGUCGAAAAUACAUAUGUAUGUUAUUGUCCUUAUUAAAAUUUCUACAACGGUAUCCGCACGCAUCUGCAACAUUCCUAACAACUAUAAUAGGGAAACCACAAAAAAAAAAUGUAUAUUAAUUAUUAUGUAGCAAGAAAUCGAUCUAGCUAGGCAUAAUUUCUAAGAAAAUUCGUUUUCUCCGAGGUUUUACGCACCCAGCAACUGACUGUGCAAAAUAAUUAGCAAUUUCGUAAAUAGUCCAAUGGUUAGAGCGUUGGUCUGCCACGCCGAAGUGCGCGAGUUCGAAUCCUGCAAUAUGGUAAAAAUUUUUUGUCUUUUUUUCAUUUGUCUUGAGCAGAUGCUAAAAAUAUAAAACGAAAUGGCCAAUUAAGACACUCCCACCAUCAGCAUCGUAUUAGUUUUUCUUACUGAUCAAAAAAAUAACAGGUUUCCUAUGAGUAAUUCGAAAAAAUGAAAUCGAAAAACAUAAAAAUACCCCGUUUCAACACGUACGAUCGCGAAUUUAAGCAAAAGGUGAUACUGUACGCCGAACAGCAAAGCACAAGGGAAGCUCAGCGAAAAUAUGGAAUACCGGAGUCGAACGUGCGACGCUGGCGUCGUUUGAGAGACACCAUUUUCGCAAAAGACACCACACCAGCCGUGUCUAUCAUAAAAAAGAAAGACAAAAAGAAGAAACACUCGAAAAACUCGAAGAAAUCGAAUAAGAAAUUCGCGUAUCAAAUCGAGAAUGUGAUGCUCCAAGACUACGAAUUCAAUAACGAUAGCAGUAGCUUAGACUCUGUACCGUUGACUCAGAGGAUAGCGUCAACAAGUUCAAGUAUGACGCCAACAAACCCCGUAGAACAGCAGUUGCACAGCCAGCCGCUGUCACCCACCAAACUAAAAGUCACCCGACAAGCAACCGCGAAAACCCCCAAGUUCCAACCGAUCGCUCCCAAACCCACGGAAAACAUCACCAUACCGCCCGCCUCCGAAGAAGUUUGUCUUAGAUGGAACAGCCAUCAUAACAAUAUGCAAACUUCGUUCCCAUAUUUACUAAAGAGGGAACAAUUCGUCGAUGUCACCCUCGUAGCGGAGGGUCAAAUGAUUAAAUGUCACAGGGUGAUAUUGUCGUCUUGUAGUUCCUAUUUCGAAAAAAUUUUGGAAAGUAUAGACCACCAUCAACAUCCUGUCAUAUUUUUAAAAGACAUCCCCUAUUGGGUCCUGAAAUCUCUAACUGAAUUUAUGUACGUCGGGGAAGUCAACAUAGUGCAAACGAAAUUGCAAGAGUUAUUAGAAGCUGCAGAAAUUCUAAAGAUAAAAGGUUUGGCCGGCAAAUCGACAACCCAAAACACGACUGCCCACAAAACGGUUUCCGAAAUUCCAAAACUUUUCGAAAAAACGUCGCGACCAUCGCACCCACCCGUCCUCGAACCCCAGGUGAAGCCCGUGCCGAAGCCUUUGAUCGUGAAACGGGUCACCGACGAAGACAACAGACGAACGACAACCACCCCAGCGUACGUAAAACCGGCCGUGUUACCCCUCGAGCAGUUACCCAUUACCGAUCCCCUGGCCCUCCUCGAACCCACGUACCAGGAAGAGACGCGACGGCAAGAAGAACUACCGGCAGUCGUCAAACAACGGGAACAUAUCAAGACCAUUCCCAAACGGACCAUUGGGAAGAAACUAAGGAAACGAAAAGGACCUGAGAUUGAUGAGUCCCACAUACCCCUUCGAAUGAGAAGGGGAACGAGAUCGCGUCCCAACGUGAAGAUCCCGAGGUACUAUCACAAUUUCGAGACGCCGGUGGAGUCGGAUCCCCUAAUAGACACGACCAGUAUCAAGUCAGAACCCAUCGAUGAAGAUUUUGAACCGGAGGUGCAAGCAAGAUCGCCGACACCGCCCCCCAGGACCAUAAGACGUAUCGUCCGAACGGCCGAAAACAACGAAGACGUUCUCAUCACUGGAAUCGAAGCAGACCGUGUGAUGCUGAUGACAAACAAUGUCGAAACGUCCAGGGAAAAGACCAUAGUUCCCUUCGUGAUAACGUCUCAAGCCGAGGAAACGGCGAAAGAGAAAGGUCUCCAAGACGAAGACCCGGACAUAAUAGUGGAAGUGGAAGAAAGGACCGUGUCAGAUGACGAUGACGACGACGACGACGAGGGUGGCAUUCUGGAGAUUGACGAACGAGACCAAGACGGUACCAUUAUGGAAGAAAAACCAACCAGCGACAACCAAGAAGACGAACAUGUGCUGAACGAAGAAUGCGAAGAUGGCACACGCGACGCGGGGAUCGACAUCGAAGAAACGGUCGUCCAGAACAUGGACACUUCCGCCAAGAACGACAAUAAAAAGCAAGAAGAAGAAAACAAACAAAUCGCAAACUUACAAAUAACGGACAUCGUUUCGCUGAAUGAAGAAGAUAACAGCAAGGACGUCGUCGACAAGGUGGAAUUAUUGGAAGAAGUUGUCAAUAAGGAAUAACGGGAAGGAAAAAUAUUGUUCGAAGAAAAAAAGUUUCAUUGAAGUUUUCACGUUAAAUAAAUAAUAAUAAUAAUAAUACCUACUAAGUGUAAUAUUAUUAGCAUGAAUAAAAAUGUUUUUUAGUUUACCUUA